Cyprinodon variegatus (sheepshead minnow) is the source of this 2844-nucleotide messenger RNA. It is a transcript of the gene ankef1a, whose product is annotated as ankyrin repeat and EF-hand domain containing 1. The transcript has 11 exons. The record is from RefSeq and is a predicted model, not a curated record. Lineage: Eukaryota; Metazoa; Chordata; Actinopteri; Cyprinodontiformes; Cyprinodontidae. Gene Ontology annotation, molecular function: protein binding. Bases 97 to 2598 code for a protein of 833 amino acids.
GGGAGAUCGUGCUUGAACUUUGGAUAGAAACGUCUGUGAGGGAAACUGGGAUCAGAACUGGGAUCUAGUGCGGCUGGUUCAUCAGCCUGAGCUGUAAUGGCUGGAAUGACUGGUUUACCCUGCAGGCAGGUCCUCAGGAACCCCAGAAGGAACUUUGCUUUGGCAAAGAGCCGUCUAGAGGUCCUUCAGAUCUACCGCCUGCUGCAGUGGAUUCACAAAGGAGACAAGGCACAGAUCAAGAAGCUGCUGAAGCGCGGGGUGAAAAAUCUCAUCAACCUCACAGAACCACGGGAAGGCUUGGGGGCGCUUCAUCUGGCAGUUAUAAAGAAAAAUGAUGACCUUGUUGAUUACCUCCUCUCCUUUGGAGCACACCCUGACGUCCAAGACAUGUGGGGCCGCACACCUAUCAUGUUAGCUGCUGAGCUGGGGGAAGAUGAGAUUUUAUCGCUGCUGCUCCAGAGUCAACCAGACAUGAAGCUUGUGGACAAAGAAGGCAAAGGUGUGCUGUUCUACUGUAACUACCCUACUAACUGCCACGCCCGCUGCCUAAAAUUGGCCCUGAAGAACCACGCCGAUCCUAACAAUGUCUCUGCCAAAGGCCUUCAUGUUCUUAAAAUGAUGUGUGAAAAAGCUGACGAGCGUACCCCCUUGUGUCUCAUCCUGCUAGAUGCUGGGGCAAACCCCGAUGCAGCAGAUGAGGGAACUGGUAUGACGGCGCUGAUGGAGGCAGCCAGGGUGGGGUCCUUGCAAGUUGUACGAGAGAUUCUCAGGAGGGGUGGCAACCCCAAUGCUCUCGAUAGAAGACGCAACAACGCAGUACAUUAUGCUGCCAAGAGUGGAUGUUUUGAGGUCAUCCCAGUGCUGUCAGCGUUUGGAGCAGAUUUGAGUGUGAUUAACAUGGAUCACUGUACGGCUUUACACUACGCUGCUGCCACAGGCAGCGCCAGCUCCUGCAAAUUCCUAGCUCAGAGAGGUUGUAACCCUAAAGUGAAGAACGAGGACGAUUUGCUGCCGCAUCAGAUUGCCAAAGCCUCCGGUCACAAAGCAGCAGCCAAGGAGCUGCGGAAAGCAGAGAGGCAAUAUGGGAAGGGCAAGAAACCACAUGGGAAGGGCAAGGAACAACAUGGGAAGGGCAAGGAACAACAUGGGAAGGGCAAGGAACAACAGGGGAAGGGCAAGGGAGCGGACAGUAGCACAUUGAUGUCAAGUCUGUGGGCCCUGACCCUGCAUGAUUGGUCAAAUGAGUCUGAGGCGGAAUUACAGGAAGCUUUUGGAGAACAGUUGGGCACAGUCGACGCAGAGACCUUCAUGUCUGUGUUGGUAAAGCUAAAUGCUCCGGUUGAACCAGACCAGCUCCAGAUGAUCAUCUCGGCCCACAACAAAACAGGAGAGGGCAAAAUCAAUGUGAACGACUUUAUCAAAGGCGUCAAAUACAUCAAGAAAGCUUUCCGGCUGUCUGCCUUCAUGCCUAAUAAGUUAAAGAGAGAAAAAGGAGUUAAGGGAGGUAAGAAGAAGACAAAGGGUGAGUUUGUUCCCCCCUUGCCUAUUUGCACCCUCGUACCAGAGCUCCAGCCCAGGCGACCCGAUGGAGGCCCUCCUCACUUCAUGAUUGAGAAGUACGCCAACAUUUCAGAUACCCUUCGCUUUGAUGCUGACCACCCGCCGCUGCAUCCCAUAGUCAAUGACUCAUGGUGGUACAUAACGAAGCAAAACAAGAUUUACACCAACAUCAACUACUGUGUGAGGAAUUUAGAUUUGGAGUCUCUGGACCUCGCCUUCAGUCAGGGCGUGCCUGUGGAUACUCAGGAUGAAUUUUACAAGACCCCGCUGACGGAGGCCUGCUCCAGUGGUAACUAUGAGGUGGCUCAGUACCUUCUGAGCAAGGGGGCCGAUGUAAACUUGUGUGACCAGUUCCUUUGGACCCCCCUGCACCAUGCGGCUCACGCGGGACAUUUGGAAAUUGUGGAGCUUUUGGUGAAGGCAGGGGCUGCAGUCAAUGCAAAUGCUCUCAGCGAGGGCACGCCACUCAUGAGAGCCAUUCAGAGCUCCCGUUUCGCAUGUGUGGACUUUCUCAUCAAGGCAGGGGCCAGAGUUGAUGCAGAAAACAAGAAAGGACAAAACUGCCUUGAAAUGGCCAAAAACUUUGGUGACCCACAGAUAGUGCAGCUGAUACAAGACAAGAUGGACUCUCUCACAGCAGCUAAAAGCGCUAAAGCAAAGGCAGCCAAAGCUAAACAGGCUAAACAGAAGGUGGCUAUUACAGAGGGGGGUGUGCAGAGUAAGACAACAAGCGGGACUCCAGGGAGGACCCCCACACAGAUUCCCUCGCAGAACAUCGUCCUCCAUAACAGCAUGAUCACUGCAGGAAAAACAAACAGAGUGGAUAUCAGCUUUGUGCCAAAAACCGUCUGGGGUGAACCGCCCAACAGCAGCCAGCUGAUGUCAAACAUAGAGAGGCGAAAGGAGCGUCUAACCCUGGAGGUGGACUUUGAUGACCUGCUGAUUCCUGUUAGCCAGCGCUUCCAGACCAGGAUCCUGGAGAUAAUCAAACCAAAGACCCAACAGGAGGAAAGCCAGAGACAGAGACAAGUGUCAUAAUAAUGUUACUCAUCUGAUGUUGUCAUCAUUGUUGCUUACUUUAAUCUACUUUUUUAUCAUACUUGACAUAUAAAAGGAUAUCCAACAUUCUUCUAUCCCCAGAGCUUUGGGAUUUUAUUAGCUUCUGAAUGACAAAAAGCAUUGAGAUGAUGGGAAUGUGAUUAAUCUUUAGAAUAAAAAUGUCCUUUUAGUGUUCCUUAUUUCCUUUUCGUCUUUCGUUUAUAGCAGUCCCUUUCCAAAAUACUU